Hyaloperonospora brassicae is the source of this 1200-nucleotide messenger RNA. Lineage: Eukaryota; Oomycota; Peronosporomycetes; Peronosporales; Peronosporaceae. The record is from the annotation of a GenBank genome assembly.
AUGUUAGCAUCUGCUUUUCCUGUCGUGUGGAGAGAUGAGAUCGCUCGAGGGCAGAAUGGAGUGAUUGAUGUCAAGAACUCAGACUUCUGCAAGAAGGACGGCAAGGAGAUACUUAUGCGAGAUGUGGUUGACAUCUUGAACAAGAAACUCGACAGCGCGUCCAAAGCGACUGAAUUGCGCGAGGUGACGAGUCUCAUGCUGUAUGGUGUGCGGCUGGGCAAUGACUUUCCAUUGAGCCGUGUUGUUCCUCAACUAGCUGGAAGUAGCCCACGCAUUGUCGCGACGACACAAACACGCGCGCGAUGGUAUACCAUUACUGUGUUUGUCAAGACCUUGACUGGAACGACCAUUUCGAUUGCGUGCUCACCAACGGACACUGUGAAGUAUGCCAAGAUGAAGAUCGAAGACAAAAUCGGCAUGCCCCGUGAAUCGCAGCGUCUUGUCUAUGCCGGCAAGCAGGUCAAAGACCACCAUUCGCUGUCGUAUUACAAUGUCAGCAACAACAGCACGCUGCAGUUGGUAUUGACCCUCUGUGGUGGAUUUGCUGGUCGCUUGUCUACACCUCACACCUUUGCGGAUGUAUCGGAUGGUUCGCUUCUAACUGCGCAUGAGUUUUCUCCAGACGCCCCCGAGUGGCGGGUCUGCAGUAAAGGUCUUAACAUCGAAGGUCGCUGUAAGAAUCGCGACUGUCGUGCCUACCGACACAUGAUCAUCGACCGCAAGAAGUUUGCGCUCUUCAAUCUUAUCCAAGACGACAAUGUCCGAUGCCCGAUGUGCCGCUCGAAAGUGGAUCCUGUCACUUGCGGGUUGUACAACUGCUGCUGGCGGUACGAGGGCAUGAAGGCAAGUGAUCGAUUGUCCAUGUGCUCCCAGUGGAAGGACGCGGAAGGAUACGUGUAUUAUCGCUUUGACUGCGACGAGAAUGGAGGGUCUGUCGAGUGGGAGAGUCUACUGAUGGCAGUCAAACCGAGAGACGAAGCGGUCAGUGCGAAGCUGCUGCAAUCGACCAAACCGCUUGCUACCAGUGCUGGCGACAAGUGCACCAUUUGCUGGUCUUCGUUUGGCUCGCCAGUCAAAGACUCGCACGUGACUUCGCCUUGCGGCCACAAUUUCCAUCGUGUUUGCUCUCAUAACUGGACGAAGUGGUGCGAGCGCAACAAUACCCAACCGAGUUGUCCAAUCUGCCGCAGAACGGGUUGA